GAGGAGAGGCAGGGGCCGGGCAGCUGCCGCUGUGAUUGGCACAGCCCGCUCCGGCAUAGGAGGCGGCGAGCAGCCGGGGACGCAGGAGCCCCGCUGCGCCCCUCCAUCCCCCCGGCAGCAGCGGGAGCGGCGAGCUGCUGGGCUCCGCGGCGCCGGGAAGGAUGCCGGGGAAGAAGCCUGGGGGCUCCGCGGGCGGCGGCGAGCUGCAGGGGGACGAGGCGCAGCGGAAUAAGAAGCGGAAAAAGAAGGUUUCCUGCUUCUCCAACAUCAAGAUCUUCCUGGUGUCCGAGUGCGCCCUGAUGCUGGCCCAGGGCACCGUGGGCGCCUACCUGGUGAGUGUUUUAACUACCUUGGAGCGGCGAUUCAACCUGCAGAGCGCUGAUGUGGGGGUGAUAGCCAGCAGCUUUGAGAUUGGGAACCUGGCCCUCAUUCUCUUUGUGAGCUACUUUGGAGCCCGGGGGCAUAGGCCGCGUUUGAUAGGAUGUGGAGGAAUAGUCAUGGCUCUGGGCGCCCUCCUUUCGGCAUUGCCUGAAUUUCUGACCCAUCAGUACGAAUAUGAAUCUGGGGAAAUACGCUGGGGGGCUGAAGGGAGGGAUGUAUGUGCUGCCAACGGGUCCACCAGCAACGAGGGACCAGACCCGGAUCUUAUCUGCAGGAAUAGGACUACCACCAACAUGAUGUACUUGCUUCUCAUUGGAGCGCAAGUGCUCCUAGGCAUUGGUGCUACCCCUGUACAGCCACUAGGAGUUUCCUACAUCGAUGACCACGUGAGACGGAAAGAUUCCUCCCUGUAUAUAGGGAUCCUGUUUACAAUGCUGGUAUUUGGACCAGCCUGUGGAUUUAUCUUGGGCUCCUUCUGUACCAAAAUCUAUGUGGACGCUGUCUUCAUUGACACAAGUAAACUAGAUAUCACCCCCGAUGACCCUCGGUGGAUCGGCGCGUGGUGGGCAGGCUUCUUGCUGUGUGGUGCCUUACUUUUCUUCUCGUCCCUCUUGAUGUUUGGAUUCCCGCAGUCCCUGUCCCCCAGGGUGGAGCACGCGGUGGAGAGCGAGCAAGCCAUGCUCCCCGAACGAGACUACGAGCGGCCCAAGCCAAGCAAUGGGGUCCUGCGGAACUCGCUCGAAGGGGAGGACAGUGCCUCCUGCCUCCAGCAGCUGAGAGUGAUACCUAAAGUAACAAAGCACUUGCUGGCCAAUCCUGUCUUCACUUGCAUCAUACUUGCUGCCUGCAUGGAGAUUGCUGUGGUCGCUGGCUUUGCAGCCUUCCUGGGGAAGUACCUGGAACAGCAGUUCAACCUCACCACCUCAUCAGCCAAUCAGCUCUUGGGGAUGACAGCGAUCCCAUGUGCAUGUCUGGGCAUAUUCCUGGGCGGUCUCCUGGUGAAGAAGCUCAGCCUGUCUGCUCUAGGAGCCAUCAGGAUGGCCAUGCUCGUUAACCUGGUGUCCACAGCUUGCUAUGUCUCUUUCCUAUUCCUGGGCUGCGAUACGGGGCCUGUAGCUGGGGUUACUGUUCCCUAUGGAAACAACUCAGCUCUGACCUUGCCCUUGGACCCAUAUUCCCCCUGCAAUAACAACUGUGAAUGCCAAACCGAUUCCUUCACUCCAGUUUGUGGGGCAGAUGGGAUCACCUACUUGUCCGCCUGCUUCGCGGGCUGCAGAAGCACGAAUCUCACUGGCUGCUCAUGCCUCAGUUUGGUCCCAGCCGAGAACGCUACAGUCAUGCACGGAAAAUGCCCCAGUCCUGGUUGCCAAGAGGCCUUCUUGACAUUCCUCUGCGUGAUGUGUGUUUGCAGCAUGAUUGGAGCCAUGGCGCAGACGCCGUCAGUUAUCAUACUCAUCAGAACAGUGAGCCCUGAACUUAAGUCUUAUGCGUUGGGGGUGCUUUUCCUGCUGCUCCGUUUGCUAGGUUUUAUCCCGCCACCCUUGAUCUUUGGGGCUGGAAUUGACUCAACAUGUCUGUUCUGGAGCACGUUUUGUGGCGAGCAAGGAGCCUGCGUAUUGUAUGACAAUGUCGUCUAUAGAUACCUGUAUGUUAGCAUUGCUAUAGCCCUGAAAUCUUUCGCAUUCAUCUUAUACACAACCACCUGGCAGUGCUUGAGGAAAAACUAUAAAAGAUACAUCAAGAACCACGAAGGUGGGCUCAGCACUAGUGAAUUCUUUGCCUCUACUCUCACCCUAGACAAUCUGGGGCGGGACUCUGUGCCCCAAAACCAGUCACAGAGGACAAAAUUUAUCUAUAACCUUGAAGAUCACGAAUGGUGUGAAAACAUGGAGUCUGUUUUAUAGUGACUAAGGAUGGAUGAACUCUAUAUUAAUAAUAUAUGGGUCCUUUUUAAUUAAAAGAGAGAGAGAGAAUAAAAUUUAAAAAACAGGAAACUUUUGUCUUUGUCUCAAAAACCAGAGCCAAGGAUUCAGAAUAACAAAAUCUUUAAAGGGGAUCAUUUUUGAAAUCCUGUCGGAGUGCUGGAGAGAACCCCAAACCACUCCAGUUGGGUACCAGCCCCUGUGAUGAUGGUACAAUCUUCCAGGAUAGAAUCACCUGCCAGGGCAUUGGGAGCUGCAAACCCAGGUUUUUGUGGGAGAACUCGUCAGAUGGACAUUCUUGGGCACCUGGUGAGAAGAAACAAGCAAAUAACAGCAAUUCCAGAAUAAGCGUUCGAGACACUGCAUGCCAUUAGGGAUCUGUGCAGCCCUGUCACCUCUGCAAUAUGGGCUAAAGGGUUAGCCAGUCUGGGUGCUGUUCAAGUCCAAUGCACUCUCUCAAUGAUGUCAAAGAGGGAACAGUGCUGGAGUUAUUAAACUACUUACACUCUGUCACCAGCCACGAUUCCAUGUUAGAUACUUUGAAUGAUGCUGUAUACCCUCUAGCCAGCACACAUGAAUGGUCAAAGGCUCCACUGUCCUUCCAGCAGAUCUCAGAUUUCGGUUCUCUGUGAAUGGCUGUGCUCAGAUCUUUAAAACCCAGUAAAGUUCAAGUCAUUUGCUUACACUUGCCAAAUGUUCUGUCAUUUUUUUUUAAACUCAAACAUUUGCCUAUAUAAUCCUUUUAAGAUUUUUUUAAACUACUUUCAAAUCUAUAUUAACCCUUAAAUCACCAACAGAGUUCUAUAAGGGGAAUUUAUUCUACCAAUUGCAUUUUUUUUCAGUUUCUUUUCAAUAUGCCACAACAUCAUGCGAGGGAUUCAGCUAAUCCAGUGCAUUUUUUUUUUAGUCUGUAUGCCUUCGUUCUGAUGCACUGUCAAACCAAUGAGGACGUGCAUUAUUAAAAAGAGAUUAAAAGAGAGAGUGAAUGCUCUGUGUCUCUAUGAAAAUAACUAAAAGUUGGAGAAUUCUAGUAUGAUAUAAUAAUUUACAGAUUAUUUUUUCAUAUGACAUAUGACUCGGUGACUACAUAGAUGGAGAGACCGUUUGUUUAUGUACUCUCCGGUUUUUAAAUAUAUAUUAUUUGCGGUCGGGUGGGAGAAUUCCUUAAAGUGUGUGUGUGUGUGUGUGUGUGUGUGAGAGAGAGAGAGAGAGAGAGAGAGAGAAAAUACUGAGCCCAGUCCUGCAACCCUUACUCAGACAAUUUCUAUUCACGAGUAGUCCCAUUAAUUUCAAGGAGACCACUCAUGGGGAAACGGUGCAGGAUGUGACAUAUUAUGGACCAGAUGUUGCCCCUAGAGUUGCAUUCAGGGCUCCCAUAAAGGGGCAGAAUUUUCAAAAGCACCCAAUAUUGCUCAUUAACCCAUUGCUCAUAUUAACCCAUUACACUUGGACCAGAGUUAGGGCAACACUGAGCACUUUUGAAAAUCACACCCAAAUUGUAUAGGAGCUGCCCCCAUGGAUCCUGGGGAAGAACUAGCAUUAUCUUUUGAAUUAGAGUCUUGUCCAAUGCCCUUUGAAAUCAAGGGGGGGGUCUUUCUAUAGACUUCAGUGGACACUGGAUUGGACUUUUCCUAUAUAAUCUUUUUCCAGGGCAUUCCUACUGUUAAGCAAUAAAAAGUGGCUGUUUAAUGAAUUUUCUCCAACCGUAACUGAAACCAGCCAUGUUUCCAAUGGAGUAAAUGUCAGUAGCAUUUUAAGGGUUAGCAUUGUUAAUUCAAAAUCUUGGGGGUUUUGGCUUGUCUUUCAAAGCUGUUGCGAACCUGCAAACAUUUAGAAGCAUAACCUGUCACAGGAUGUAGCUCCCAUGGAUCCCAGGAGUGGGUGAGCUUCCCAGAGGCACGUUCAUUGCUGGCAAUGGACACACCAGAAUCCUCAUAAUGGAGCAGUGAGGUUAACUUGCCACUCGUGUUCAGUACCAUUUAGCAGACGUUGCGCUAAUCGAGACAGUUAAAAGCUGGCAGCCUAAGACCGCUUCCAGCUGACUUACUUUACUGGUGUGUUUUGUAAUUUAUGCACUGCAUUAAAUGUUCAGCAACAGUAAGGGCAAAGAACCCAGUAUAUCAAAUAAACUGCACUGUGCCAAAUACUCAACCAAUAUUGUAACUAUAUAUGUUUUUAUUCUUGGCUUGGAGCCUUGUACAGAAUCAUUUGAUAAAGAGAGGAGAGGGAAGGGGGGGAAAGGAACAUUAUGCAGUGCCAUUUGUAUCUAUUGGGUGGUAAAUGAUGCUUUUAAACCACAAUAUUUAGAUCCGUUUAUUAUAUCCUGUCUGCAAAAAAUAGAGAUACUGCAUCCAUAAGCCAAUGAAUUAAACGAAGGGACAGGUUGCAUAACUGUCUCAUAAAAUAUGUAUAGUUGUCAAGUAUAAGCCUUUGAAAUCUUUCUGUACAGUUUUCCUUAUUUUGAAAUUUUAUUGCUUAUAGAAUGCCGCCUUUUUCAGAUGCUAGCUCAGAGUUUUAUACUACGCACGCAUCACAAACAACCUGUCGCAAUGCCUGAUUUCCUGAAAAUCUAUAAGCCCGUUUGCAGUUUGGAUUUUUUUUUUCUCUAAAAAUCCAGGGUGAAUGAGAAUAACAUGCGGGCAUGAUGCAAAACAAACUGAAAGGCGUCCUAGAGCUGUGGUUUGUCAGUAAUUGAAUGUACAAUCAAAAGCCCAUCUGACCAGUGUUAUGGAAAACAAGAUUGCAAAGCAUGAACUGUCGCUUCACUUGUUUGUUUGGGGGAUUUUUUUUAUUUUUACUUUUUUUUGUUUAUCUUAAUCUGAUUUCUUGGUUGUGUAUGGAAAGCUCAGCCUGAGCUGGGUUGUUUUAUUACUUUUGUACCUAAUUAUUUUGUAUCUUGUGCAAUCGUAAUUUUCUGUUUUUCUUUUGAUAACAUUGCUUUUGAAAAGCUCUCAGUAUCAUCAAGGGCUUUAUUCAUAGAGUUUUGGUGCUGUCACAGGGGAAAGAGGUGUAUCCAUGCAUGUAAAACAAAACAUGAAACCAAAUACUCAGAGUGCCCCAGCUUUUGCUUUGCUUUGCUGAUUUCAAAGUCCCAAGCCAGUUUUGCAUGUUCCCUACUUUUAAUUGUACAAUCAGGGGUGAAUAAUCUCAACUCAGCCUCCCUCACCCCAGAAAUGAGUUCCACAUAGCUUUAAGGGGGUACUUCACUUCCUUUUUCAAUAAUAACUUAACCAUGCAGGAGAUGGAAUUGGAAAGAUUCUCUUCCUGAGAGGAGAAAGCAGAGGCAAACCCCAAGUUCUGAAGCUCAGAUCCUACAUUCCCCCCAGGUUCAGGGCCUUUUGGAUUCAGGAUUUUUGUUGAGGUCUAUCUCAGAUUCAGCAGUGCCCCCAAACCCUGUGCUUUGCUGCCUAGUGACAGCCUUCUCGGGAGAUACUUUGGGAAAUGGAACAUACCAUCUGGAGCUCAAUUCUCUUCUCACUCUCACAGAUGUAAACUAGGAGUGGCUCCAAUGAAAUCGGUGUAGGGGGUGCCCAGUGUGAAAGUGGUACAAGUGAGAGCAGAAUCAGGCCAUUAAUACUUUGCACAUUGGGCUCUUUAAACGACGUGGUGCAUUUUGAGACCAUCCCUUUACACUUGUGGAAAUCAUCUUUCAAAGUCCCUGCCCCACCUAUUUGUGCGUUUCACCAGAGCAAAGAGCAUUCUCGGGAGGAGGAGACAUCUUUCCAUUCAAAUUCCCGGCCUACCUUCCCCAGGGUUUUGGUUGCACGAUGACAUGAUGGGGAUUUUAAGAUCACUUGAAUUACCAAGCCAAACCUACCCACUUCCCCCUGUUCAAUACUAUCUGGAGAGCCCAUGCAUUCGAGGCAUCAAAUCUCAGCUCUCACGCUACCGUUAUCCUGUCUGAGCAGGAUAUGAGCCUCAUGGGCGAGAGAAGGAAUUCACUCCCAGGGAGUUGAACUAUCAAUGCUUAAAAAUGAAAUGGUGGGGUGAGCAGACGUUUGAAGAGGGAUUUAAGAAUAUCCAAAUAGCUAGGGCAUGUAAAAAAAAUCUUUUAAGAAAAUCUUUAGACAAUCUUUAUAUUCUCCCUUCAAAAUGCAGUGUCAUCCCCAAUUAUUUUUCAUUAACUAAAGGGAUGCUAAGGGCUGUGCAUCUUACCCACACCUUUCUGCAUCAGGCAACUGUGCUUUCUCCCAGGGUGCACAGUGUCUUGGGAGGGAAAGCAGACUCAAUUUAGCAAUCAGCAGUCUCAUUCCACAACAGACCCAGGGGCAACCUCAAGGCUACCAACACUGUGAGUUGUGAAACUUUACCAGGAGACAGAGUCUGUUGCUGCUGCUGUUCAAGACUAUUUCUCACAGCUGGACAUGUUGGGCUCAGCACUUCCCUGUGAUUCAGAUGAUCUAGAUGCGUUAUUUGUUUUGUUUUUAUCAGAGGGAGUGGGGAAAAUUGCUGUUAAAAGCCCUUAGGCAAAUACCUCAUAGGACUGAAUCGCUUUUUUUUUUGUUCUUUGUUCAGAGAGGUUUCCAAACAAAUUCCCACUCUGCCUUUAAAGCCAGCUAUCCACAUAUAUCCCUCCCUAAUGUCACAUGAGCCGUCUUUAGAGAUAUGAGGCUUCCAAAUCACACGCACACAUUCUCGCUCUCUAGAUGUGAUUAAUGUGUGCAAAGUUCACACUAUUUCUUUGUGCCUGGGGCUCUGGAAAAGCACCUCCUAAGUAUAAGCAAUAAAGGUCAUGAUUCUGAGCUGCUUUGACCUUUCAGAGAGCAAGAGAGAACUGGCAAAGGCCCCUGCGCUCUUCUCCUUGUCUAAAACAAAGUUCACUUGCUCCCAUGUUACCUACUCUGGUCAUGACUCACCAUUCCGCUGAGCGGGGUUUCAAUCCUGGACGGUUGUGGCACUCUCAGUUUUCUGUGACUUGGCGGUUUCAGUCCCCUGCAGUAUGUCCUUGCUUAGAGAUAGCCAAAAUACACUUCCUGUAAAUGAGCAUGCAGACUGAAGGGAAGAGAGCCACUGAUUGUUACUUGGUAUAAGCCCAGCUUGGAGUGACCUUAUGAUGGAUCAGACCGACUCUAGAAGGGAAGACAUAACAAUGAGAGGGCAUUGUGGCUGGGUUUUUAAAGGUCCCUACGAGAAUUAGGCACCCAACUUCAGCUGGCCUUCAAUGGGAUUUGGGCAUCUAACUGUCUUAGCCCCAUUUCAAAGCCUCAGCCUUUAGGCAUCUCUUCCAGGCUGUCUACUGGGCUCUUUCACCAGCCUGAAUUUCACACCAGUAAUUUUGCAAAGGACUGUUAAAGUUCCUUUGCCUAGGUGGUGCCUUUCCCUCUCCACACUCUUAAUGAUGUCAAAUGCAAAUAAUGAAAUGCAGUCCUAUCAAGCCAAUAAUCUCUGUUCAGAGACAUUAACACUGUCAUUUACAUUGGCUUGAGAGACCAGAACAUCUCAUUUGGUUUCGGCCCAUCAGCUACACUAAACACAUGACCCAUUUUUUCUUGCUUUUACACAUUAAAUCUGUCAUUUCUUAUAAGCUGUAAAUGACAUUUUUCCAUUAUUCCACUGACUUUUCCAGCAAAUGCAAGUCUUAACUCAAUUGCUUCACUCGAACAUACUCUCUAGAUAAUUUUUAGAUAUUGGGUAUUUUUCCUUUAAUUUGUGUUGCCUAGUAAAAUCUUUGGCUCUGAUCUUGUUCCCCGAAUUCAAUGGGGCAGGGGCAGGCUCUGUGUAAUUAUGAGCAAAAUAGUCAUGUUCUUUUCCUUGGAAUGAGUAAAAAAUAUGCAUUAUCCUUGUGAUUAAAGAAAAGAGAGAAAAUUAUGAACAAAAGCUGCCAAUUGUCAAGUGGGCUGGAGCAGACAGUCACAGUCUGAUGUGAGGAGUCCCCAUAAAAAAGGAAAAUACCAGUUAUAGUCCAACAAUUUCAAGUGCAACAUUUUUUAGAGGGAUUCUCUAUGAAGUGGAUGCCACCGCUGGCAAUAAGCAAUGAGAAACACGCCAGGAAAAGCUGGAAAAAUAAUUUAUUAGCUGAAUUUCCAUUUCCACCCCGCCCCCUUUGUGAAUUGUCAGUGAAUAGCUUUAAAACUUCUCUAAUUUAUAUGCCAAAAAUUUCUGCAUAUAAUCCUUCGCCUGUAGAUUGAUUGUGAACCACUUAUUAAGAAUAUUUGAUACUUGGCCUGGGUUGGUUAAUUUUGAUUGGACAUGUAAGUCAGGCAGGAUGUUUCUGUUUCCAAACCAGAUGAAUGUAAUUUUAGAAUUGGGGUUUUGGUGCAUCUAUUCAUGAUUAGGAGUCCAGGGUCAGAUCCUUCGCUGGUAUAAAUGAGCAUAGCUCUAUUGAAAUUAGGCCAAUUGAUACCAGCUGAGGAUCUGACUCUAAAAAUUCACUGUUCAGGUACAUGAAUAGCUGCUUAAAUGUCUCUGGUUCUGAGAACAUUUCUGCCAGUUAGUCCCUUCAUUAGAAUAAUCACAGAGAGCAACCACAAUAGGGUCAUGAACACUGGCAAAGCAAACUGGUACCAAAAGUUAAGUAUUUGUGGAAAUUUGUUUGCAUUGUUUGUACAGCUAUAAUAUCAGGCACAAUAGACUCGUAGAAGUCAGCGUUGUGAAAGGCCUAACAUGUCAUAGGCCAGCUACCUAACCAGGUUGUCAAUCAUCAGGACAACAAAGAGGUAUCUUUCCUCUUUCCCCAAACUUUUUUACCCUUCAAAAUGCUUAUCCUUCCUACAGAGUCGUCUCUCACAAACCUUGAUGCAUUUACCGUUGUCAACCCAUAUCUCAGUGGUGUCUUUUGGGGUCCUUGUGACUCUUACUAACACAAACCCUUUUACCCUAGUCUGUGACGCUUUCUGCCAGACUUGAACGCUCUGGUGGCUCCCUGACAUUUCCACUUGCUGAAGAGUUCUAGCCAUUGCGUCUUAUUCCUUAGUGCAUGGAAGCAGUUCUCAUCAUCCACACCUGGAACGCAUCUGUCCUAGAUCAGAGCUCAACAGGGAAGUCCAGUGGCCCUGGGACAAGGUCACUUUUGCUUGCAAAUGCUAUCUCUUGUUUCUCUUUGGUGCAAUGCCCAACUGGCUGGGGGAGAAGAACUGUGACCUUUUUAAACCCAUAGUGCCUACCAUUGAAAUGGAACGCUGUGUUGUUUUGCAUUGUAUUAUACGUGAUUACCAUGUAAAUAAAGUAUCAGAAAUUUGGUGUUCAUUAGAUUUUUUUGAGGCAACCCACAACAACAAUAUUUCUUCCUCUGCUAUAUGGGUUUAAAAACUAUUCCAGACCUGGGAAUGUUUGUGGCUGUGAAAGCUAGAAAUGCGUCAAAGGCAUUCAAUGGGAAAACACUGCAUAUAUAUAUAUAUGGCGUUGCUUUGCC
Messenger RNA from Mauremys reevesii (Reeves's turtle), 9654 nucleotides. It is a transcript of the gene SLCO3A1, whose product is annotated as solute carrier organic anion transporter family member 3A1. The record is from RefSeq and is a predicted model, not a curated record. The transcript is spliced from 10 exons. Gene Ontology annotation, cellular component: membrane. Lineage: Eukaryota; Metazoa; Chordata; Testudines; Geoemydidae. Gene Ontology annotation, biological process: transmembrane transport; sodium-independent organic anion transport; prostaglandin transport. Bases 162 to 2285 code for a protein of 707 amino acids. Gene Ontology annotation, molecular function: protein binding.